CCUUUUAUCUACUUCCGUAUGCGAUCAAAACAAAAAUGGCGUACUGGUUUCAUCGAAAUCCUUUGAAGGCGACUGCCGUCGUCACUUUUGAGCUUCAUGGCGUGUCCACAAAUGAUCAAACCAGGAAGAUAUUUAGUGACCUGCGUAUGACCCGGAGUAAACUGCUGGAGCUCCUGACAGAUCCAAACCAUGACAAGAUUGUUGUGGAGAAGGCCACGAAUGAAUACUUCUCCCUUCUGCUGGGGAUGUACAUGUCCUUCAAACAAGACGAACCUGUGAACAAACUGAGGAAAAUUAUCAGAUUCAAGUGGACCAGCACCCUCCUUGGGAAUGUUACAAUGGCCCAGAAUGACGUCAUCUUUGAGUUUGCCUCCAUGGGCAUCAAUGUGGCCCUGUGGUACACCAAACAUGCUGCUAAACUUGCUGCAAAGGAGGAUCCUGACAUGGAUGAAGCCAAGGAGGUCCACAAGUGUCUGAGGAUAGCUGCUGGUAUCUUCACGUACAUCAAGAAUGACCUGGUGGGCCAGCUGUCAACAGAGGAGGAAGUGAAGGGCGCGGACACGGAUACGCGGGUGCUGGAGGCGUACAUCAACCAGUGCACAGGGGAGGCCCAGGAAGUGACGUUAGCCCGAGCCAUCGAGAUGAAACACAAUCCUAGCCUGAUAGCAGCACUGGCAGCCGAGACAGGCCAGUUGUACCAGAAAGCUGAUGAUGCCCUGUCUAGUCUCGACGUCAAAGUGGUUGGCAAGUGGAGGAAAUACUUUCAACUGAAAAGUAACUUCUACCUGGCUUAUGCUCACUCGUACAACGGGGAGACCCUACUGGCCUCGGACAAGUGUGGAGAAGCUAUACGCGGACUGAAAGAGAGUGUCACAUUGUACGAGAAGGCGUCGCUCCUUGCCAAGGAGUACGCAAGUACCAAGGGCCCAGGAACAACAGCCAGGCCAGCUGAGCACGUGUUCUUCCGACGUCUUGGACCAGUUGUAAAGAGGACUCUGGAGAAGUGUGAGAGAGAAAAUGGGUUGAUAUACCACCAGAAAGUGUCGUAUGAUCCCCCACAACUUGAGUUGAAGGCCACCUACGGACUGGUCAGCCCUGAGGACUACCAGCCUCCUUCCAUGAACCCACUUUGGAAUGUCGAUACAUACAGCAAGUUUAAUGUCCAAAUGGCUCCCAGACCUGAAAAGAAAGAUGAUAAAGAAGAAAAUCUUCCUCCUGUAAAAGAAAAAGAAGUCCCGAUGUCCGACAAGGACCCCGAAGAAUGUCAGUGGCUGUGUUGUGUCAUAGGUUGCUUUUUCUAUGUAAUGUGUACUCGCGUUGAAGCACAGCAGUACUGUGCAAUAGUUGCCAUGGUUACUGUGUUGUCCACAUAAUCAUUUCAAUCCGGAAACCUUGUUUUGUACUUAUAUUAUUAAGUUUUUUAUUUCUUAACAUGUCAUAUUUUUAAAAAUCACAAUUUCAGUGAGUAAUUCUUAUGGAUAUUCAAAAUUUCCUGGAGAGAUACUUUGUUACCGAUAGAUAAUUACAAACAUAGGAGCAUCUCAUGUACAUAUUGCUUCUGGCAUGGAGCUGUAAUUUAUGUUAUUAUUCCAUGUUUGUAUUUAAACAACAACAUUUAUAACGCUAUAUAAUCAGUCCGUGAUGAAGGUGUAUAUUUUGUACAUAUGUAUGAGACGUCACCACACUAUGACUUCAGCACAGGUCAUGACCUCCAGGUGUGGUUGUGUUAUUCUCAACAGAAUAAAAACAAUGUGUUCUUACAAAGAUGGUUUGUAGAUUAUUCUGCUAAUUGUGCACCAGAGAUAAUAUGUUGACAGUUACAAGAUGGAAGCGAUGUGGUCUUUGUCUUUUUGUAUAUUUUAUGAAAGUAGAUACUUCUAUACUGAAGGUGUAAUGUAGAGACAGAAAAUCCUGUGGGAACGGCUUUCAUGUAUUUUUGAAAGGCCAACAUUAUUAUCAAGUUAUCUGAUGUGGAUAGGAAAACACCUUGUGAAUAGUAAAGCUGGUGUUGUGGGAAUAAUUUAUUAUAUGUGUACACUAGCAGUGGUUAUCACGAUGUGAUUUGGUAAAUUCAUACCUCUCUGCAUGUUGAAUCUCUUAGAGCACAUUCAGCCAGCCCUUGUUCAUGUAUUACAGGUCAGUGUUGGGUUCUAAACCCAGUCUAAUAUUUAGAUUUGUUUUUAUUCUGUCCUUGGUUCAACUGAUUACUUGAGAGAUAAUUAGGGUACCUUAAAUGUUGACAUACAAUGGUUUUUUAACAAGAGGUAGUUUGGAUCAAAAUAAAUUGAAAAGUAAUUGAUUAACAGUAUUUAAUUAAUUUUAUUACUAUGGUCGAUAAUUGAAGCAGCAUCAUUAUUCAGUAUUUUAACUGAACUUCUUGCAUGUACCAUUGAAAUAUGUGGUUAACUUACCCACCCCUAACAGAACCUUCUCUAAUAGAAGGUUGUGUUUUUCUCAUGAAGUUCUGAAUCGUCUUUGAUAUUCAUGGACGGGAUCUUGACAGUAGAAAUGCCAAGAAUAUUCUCUUGCCCCAUAUUUCUCCAGUGGAAUUGUUCUUGUAAAUAUUAUAAUUAUUUAAACCUUCUGAAAGUGCUAAGAACAGGGUAGUUUAAUUACCUAUAGAUUAUUGUUAAAGUUGAUGUGUUAUACUGUGCUAACCACAUGGUAUCAAAAUAAUGUUUUGCAUUGCUAAACAUAUGGAAAUUUAAUACCAUUAUGCAAAUUAUUUUGACUUGAUCCUUUAACUUUAAGUUAUUACCAGAGGCAUUUCUUCUCUAUCAGCACUUGCAAAUGGGAGAUGAGUCAUCUCCAUCAUC
Haliotis rubra (blacklip abalone) is the source of this 2816-nucleotide messenger RNA. Its product is annotated as BRO1 domain-containing protein BROX-like. The transcript has 11 exons. Lineage: Eukaryota; Metazoa; Mollusca; Gastropoda; Lepetellida; Haliotidae. Bases 36 to 1373 code for a protein of 445 amino acids. The record is from RefSeq and is a predicted model, not a curated record.